This is a messenger RNA of Haliotis rufescens (red abalone), 777 nucleotides long. RefSeq lists its product as uncharacterized. The transcript is spliced from 3 exons. The record is from RefSeq and is a predicted model, not a curated record. NCBI's taxonomy places the organism in Eukaryota, Metazoa, Mollusca, Gastropoda, Lepetellida, Haliotidae. The coding region runs from base 92 to 523 and encodes 143 amino acids.
CCUCAUUAAGAGUUGGGCCGAGCUUCACUGAACAUCCGCCUUCACAACGCUCAGACAUUCUGUGGGGAACCGAGAGAUCGUUCAGGUAAUCAUGAGGGUCCAAUCCAAAUAUAUCAUUUUCUGCGUGGCGAUGUCCAUUGUUUUGCAGAUGGCAACUGCAGGCAAUGACAUCAGAAAGUCUGAAGAUAAUAAGCUUAUUCGGAAGAAGAGAUUCAUAAGUGCACUGACCGCAAUUAGUGGAGCCGUAAGCGCAUUAUAUCCCGUGGUCAAAGACAUUUUCGGGCUUGGGAGACCCGACACUGAAAGCGCUGCUGCUAAAAUGAGGGAAAUGAUGGAAUCAGAUGAAGCCAAGAAAAUGACAGAAAGGUUGCACGGUAGAGCCGAGAUGUUGCUGGUUGUGCUUGAGGAAAGACUGAAAAUGUAUAAAUCUGCAGCCUCUUCUACUUGCAUCUGUCCCUUCAGCUGGCUGAUGUUCCCCGCUGUGAUCCUGGUGGUUGUGAAGCUACUUGGAGACGUAGUUUAACAUCACUUUCUGUCAAUAACGGCGCUAUCACGCACACAUGACAUGAUCAACAUACCAAAACGUUGCUAUCUGUAUUAAUUCUCUGUUAUAAUAUUUAAGUACAGGAUUUUACCCAGCAAGUAAUACUUUAUCAGGUGGGUUGUAUGUAUGCAAAUGUAUUUUCAAUUGUGUUCAUUAACCAUGUAUGUCCAUAAGUCUUUGUUUUCGCACAUCAGUAUAUAUAUAUAUGCCAAUAAAACUUUUACGUAAGCACA